AUGAACAUCCAAGGAGUGUGCGACGCUAAAUUGAAGUUUCUCAAUAUAGUCGCAAAAUGGCCAGGAGCAACACAUGACUCUUUUAUAUGGACUAGCUGUGGUCUCUGUGCUGCAUUUGAAGCAAAGGAAAUAACUGGAGUGUGGCUGUUGGGUGACAGUGGUUACGGCUUGCGACCAUGGUUACUGACACCAAAGUUGAACCCAAGAACCCCCGGCGAUAGAAAGUAUAAUGCCUGCCACAAGUCUACUCGUUGUGUAAUUGAACGUGCAUUUGGGUUGUGGAAGAUGAGAUUCUACCGACCACUUCAUUUGGCACCAGAAAGGGCAGUCGCUGUUGUGAUUGCAACAGCUAUUUUACACAACGUAUGCAUAGAGAAAAAUCUUCCUUUGCCUGAUAUCGACGAAAUGGACGAUAACGACAACUACGAAGAGGCAAUCUACAACCCGGAUGAUAAUGGCAGUGGGAAUAACGUAAGAGAAGAACUGAUCAGCAGAGUGUUUUCUUGA
Molecule: messenger RNA, 507 nt
Organism: Mizuhopecten yessoensis (Yesso scallop)
Lineage: Eukaryota; Metazoa; Mollusca; Bivalvia; Pectinida; Pectinidae
Product: putative nuclease HARBI1
Exons: 1
Coding region: 1-507 (168 amino acids)
Source: RefSeq, a predicted model, not a curated record